CAAUAACAGAGAACAAAAUAAAAGAAACGGCUUCUGAAGAACACGAAGAAACGGCCCUUUUAGUACGGCCUAUUGUAGUUCUCUCAGACAAGCAAAAGGGAGAAGAAGAAGAAGGAGGAGGAGGAGGUGGUAAGAGGCAAAGAGAGAGAAGAAAUGGAUUGGAUCGGUGAGACCGUGGACUCUAUCAAAUCCCUUCAGAUCCGGCAGGUCCUCACCCAGGCCGUCAGUCUCGGUAUGAUUGUUACAUCUGCUCUUAUAAUAUGGAAGGCAUUGAUGUGCGUUACCGGCAGUGAAUCUCCUGUUGUUGUUGUUUUGUCCGGAAGUAUGGAACCCGGUUUCAAGAGGGGGGAUAUUUUGUUCUUGCACAUGAGUAAAGAGCCCAUUCGUGCAGGAGAAAUUGUUGUUUUUAAUGUUGAUGGCCGUGAAAUUCCAAUUGUCCAUCGUGUCAUUAAGGUUCAUGAACGAGAAGAUACUGGAGAAGUUGAUGUCCUUACAAAAGGAGAUAACAAUUAUGGAGAUGACAGGCUUCUGUAUGCUCAUGGUCAGCUGUGGCUUCAACGGCAUCAUAUCAUGGGUAGAGCUGUGGGGUUUUUACCUUAUGUUGGCUGGGUAACAAUUAUCAUGACUGAAAAGCCUAUUAUUAAGUAUAUUCUAAUUGGCGCAUUGGGGUUGCUUGUUAUAACAUCAAAGGACUAACUGAAGCAAACUCCGGGGGUGGUCAAUCAGAAAAAGAACCGUUCUGUCAAUUGCCAGAAGUUCUCAUCCUCCCCUUCGCAUCUGCUAAAUUUCUUAUUGUAUGCUACAUUUUUAUAUGACAGAUGACAGCAGAUUAGUUGGUUAAUGUUUUAAUUUUUAUUUAAAGUUUCUCCUUUGUUGAACCAAAAUUUUGCUGAGAACUUGGCCGUUCAAACCUUACUGUCUACACGCCCCAUAUACGGAGUAAUUUUUCAGCAA
This is a messenger RNA of Prunus mume (Japanese apricot), 954 nucleotides long. Its product is annotated as Peptidase S24/S26A/S26B/S26C family protein. Gene Ontology annotation, cellular component: membrane; signal peptidase complex. Lineage: Eukaryota; Viridiplantae; Streptophyta; Magnoliopsida; Rosales; Rosaceae. The record is from RefSeq and is a predicted model, not a curated record. Gene Ontology annotation, molecular function: serine-type endopeptidase activity.